AUGAUGAAAAUUGUGGUUUUCUUUGCCGUCUUGGCUGGAUUUGUUGCUGGUGAGUUGGCAGAAGACCUUUUUCUUUAUGGCUUCAAAAAAAUCCGACGAUUGGCCAUCGAAAAAUCUUCAGUUGAAAUUUUGACAUAAAUUUAAACCCCCCAAAAUUUCAGCUCAAAACAGCACGUCUCAUCCAUUCUACACCGCCGAAGAGGACCGUCUAAAAGUCUCCGGCAGCCCUCCUCCAGUUUUGCCCAACAACGGGUCUGACAAGGGAAGUCACUUUUUUCGCAGACGGAUUUUGGAACGGGACCUAGUAGGUUUCAAACGUGAAGCGUCUGCAAUCAUAGAACGGAUCUCCAAAAGUGUUUACGACGCUUCUCGGCCGAGAAAAUCGACCGCAAAGUUUAGCCGAAAUGAGCGAAUGGCCUCCUCAAAAGAAACAGCUUAUUUUAUCUGCAGUGGUGGCCGAGUGGUCAUUGCGCUCGCUUUUUGCGCCAGAAGAGGCGGGUUCGAUCCUCUGCGCAGUUUAUUUUCUUUUUUGGUUCGUAAAUAUUGA
Bursaphelenchus xylophilus (pine wood nematode) is the source of this 547-nucleotide messenger RNA. The record is from the annotation of a GenBank genome assembly. Lineage: Eukaryota; Metazoa; Nematoda; Chromadorea; Rhabditida; Aphelenchoididae.